Messenger RNA from Menidia menidia (Atlantic silverside), 2367 nucleotides. The record is from the annotation of a GenBank genome assembly. NCBI's taxonomy places the organism in Eukaryota, Metazoa, Chordata, Actinopteri, Atheriniformes, Atherinopsidae.
AGGUAUGGCCUGGAUUUGAUUUGGACGUAGCUGGUGAUGGCAGAAGGGACUGACACUUGCGAAAUGCCCUCCUUUGAUCCAAGUCCAAGCUCUGAAGCACUAAAGAGAACUUCUUCAUCUGAUGGCAGAGACGAGCCCAUGAGGAAAAUGCCUUUGACAAAAUAUGGUUCCAGACCGCGAUUUGAGCCUGUGCACUUUGUCAGUGGCGGAAGCUGCGGAGGAACUUCCACUGAUGAGAAGGAGAACGACAAAGAGCGCAGAAGGACUGAGUCAUAUGGAGCGGGGAAAUGGGAUUCCCAGCACUCCUCCUACGGCACCAGCAGCAAAGCGCAGGGCUUCUCCUCCCUUAGGCCUCCUUUUGACAGAGUGCCGUCACACACAUUUGACUCCUGGGGAUCUCACAGAGACAGAGAGAUUUCUUCGGGUAGCACCAGUGGACUAGGGCACGGGGACCGUGGGUCAGCCUCCAACUUUAUGGAGAAAACGCAGCAGAACUACUCGUCCAAGUACGAAGCCCACAGCACCUCGCACACUUCAGACUCGUAUAGUCAGUCCCAGAGAUAUAAUGGAUACGGGUCUGGGAGCAGGUCCUCGGGCAGGGAUUCGGGACGUCAGGGUUAUGGGUACGGUCAUCAGGACAGGCCGUCAUCAAGCCGGCCGUUCAGCAGAGUCUACCACAGUCCAGGCAGGAACAGCCCAAAGGGGUCUCAGUCGGGGUCCUCGCAGCCGGUUCCGAUAUCUCAGUCGACGUUAGAUGAGAAGCAAAUGCUGAUAACCAGCGUUUCCAACGCCCUGGCUGUUAACUUCAGGGACCCCGUGUUGAUGACGGGAAGUGACUCUCCAAACUACAAUUUCAUGUUGAGCCGCAGCAUCCAGGCCUGCAAAACCAACCCCGAGUAUAUUUAUGUCAACCUGAAGGACAUCCCUCAGGCCGACCUGCCAAAGAACAGGAAGAUCCCCGCAGACGGCUACGCCUGCGAGCUGAGGUGUCAGAGUGUGUAUCUGGCCACCGGGUACUCCGGCAGCAAAAACGGCGCGAGGGACCGGGCCUCCGAGCAGGCGGUGAAACUCUUCCUCAAGCAGGUGGAGGUCCGCGUGGUGCAGCGUAAAUACCGGCACACCAUGGUCCACGACAUGGUCGUGUGCCAGAUGCACAGCCCAACACCGGCCUUCCUGCCCGCCCUCCGAAACCCGGAAGACAAGCCGACGCCCAGCUCGAAGGGCCAGUACGAGCCGGACAGGCACAAGCACUGGACCGAGUUCGUGGUCAUGGACAACGCUCACGACGCCAUCUGCAUCCUGAACAACUCGGCCGCCUUCAACCGCAUGAAGGUAGACUAUAAGUUCGACCCCCAGCCCAACAACAGCUCCUGGCUGUGCAGCGUUUACCUGCAGGACGAGCUGGUGGCGCAGGCUUCGGGCUCCAAGAAGAGCUCCAAACACGCGGCGGCGGAGGAGGCGGUGAGAAAGCUCCGCAUGAACCAGGCCCGGCGGCAGCAGCAGCCGCCGCCACCAACACCGCAACCGCACAGGAGCUUCAGAGGAAACGCCCAGUGUGAGUCCAGCAGAAGUUUCGGGCUGCCGGCCGGGAGAAAGAAGCAUCUGAGCGAGCUGGUGAUCCUGGAGAACUCCGACAACGCCAUCUGCAUCAUCAACGACACGGCGCAGUUUAACAAGGUGACCGCCGACUACAAGUUCUCCGUUCAGCCCGACCAUCGCUGGAGGUGCGAGGUCUACCUGGAAGGUCAGUACGUCGCAGCAGGGGUCGGCCCAAAGAAAAUAGUCAAGCACAUUGCAGCCAAGGAGGCUUUGGCCACGCUCAGACAGACGCAGGCCGUUGUGAAGUCCAAUCUGAGGAAGGACGGGCACUGCGACGCCAUAUCCCGCUCCCAGAUUCUGGCCCGCUCGGGCGAGGAGGCCAACCGGAUGGAGAUCAAGGAGGACAACAUCGGAAACCAGCUCCUCCGGAAGAUGGGCUGGAAAGGAGGCGGCCUGGGCCGGGACGGGGACGGCAUCUCCGAGCCCAUCAAGGUGAAGGAGCAGUUCUCCAGAGAGGGUUUGGGCAUGGACACGUUGAAAUCGGGAAAUCAGCUCAGCAAGCGCGACAUCGAGAACAUCAUCCGGAACUAUGCCAGCUCAGACCGCCAGGACGACCUCCGGUUCGCCACCGACCUCAACAACGACGAGCGCAAGCAGGUUCAUCAGAUCGCUCAGAAAUACGGCCUGCGGAGCAAGUCGUACGGACAAGGGUGGCAGCGGUUCCUCAUUGUCAGUCGGAAGGUACACAAAGACCAGCUCAUUGACCAGCUCCUACAGGAGGGGCAGGUGGGCCGAUACGAGCUGGUCAAACCUCAGGCCUUUCACUAA